GCCAUUCUGAUCCCAUUCUCUCGCAUAUUUAAAGGCCAAGAACACAAGAAGCAGAGAAAGCAGCAAAGGGAGACUCACCUACAGGCUACAGCAAACCUUCACUUUAGCUCGUGUGAUUCACGAGAUACACACACACAAAAACAAAGCCAAAGAAUCUCACAAGAAAGCAAGAGAGAAAGGUUAAGAGAGUUAAUGGAGAAGGGUAGCACAAGCAAGGAAGAGAUAAGAACAAGUGGAGGAAAUGGACAGGUUCUAGACGGUUCAGAUAUAAUGGAGUUGGUUGGGAAUGAAGAGGUGUUUAGCAGUUUUGUGGAUCAUAAGUUCCAAGAGCUGGAUAGGGAUAGAGAUGGUAAGCUCUCUGUGAAAGAACUUGAACCCGCUGUUGCUGAUAUUGGUGCUGCCCUUGGCUUGCCUGCGCAGGGUUCUUCUCCCGAUUCUGAUCACAUCUACUCUGAGGUUCUAAAUGAAUUCACACAUGGCAAGCAAGAGAAAGUGAGCAAGACUGAAUUUAAAGGAGUUAUAUCAGAUUUUCUUCAAGGCAUGGCUGCUGGUUUGAAGCGAGACCCUAUAGUCAUCCUCCGUAUGGAUGGGGAGGACCUCUUAGAGUUCAUUAAAGGACCUGGUUAUGAAGCAGAAAUGGUGUCCUUAUUUUCCCAGUUGGAAUCACCUGGUGGAUCACUCCAUCAUCACAUUGUCAAAGCUUUGGAACAGCUUACUGUUGAUCAAGGAAUGCCUCCAUCUUCAGAUUCCUGGGUAAUGAGUAACAUUGUGGAACCAGCUUUACAAUCUUGUGCUGGUCAAGAUCAGGACAAGCCCCCUUCUCAAGAGACAUUCUUGGUGGAGUUCAAGAAAGUGGCACAGUGUGUAGCACAACGUCUGAAAGAGCAGCCUGUGAUCGUUGCACACAGUGAAAACACCUUUGAUGGAAGUGGAAUUAAGAGACUUUUAUCCAACAAAUUUGAAUUAGACAAGAAUCUAAACACGGCAAUAGAAAAUGUGCCAAAAGAUCGCAAUGGGAAAAUAUCCAAGGAGUAUUUGCGUGUGGCGCUAGAUACGGUCGCUCCAUCAGCUGACCUGCCUCCAGUUGGUGCAAUUCAUGAGAUGGACAACGUAAUAAGCGAGAUGCUUAAGAUGAUGAACGCAGAUGAUGGGAAACUGGUUAAAGAAGAUGAGUUUAAGAAGGUGUUGACAGAAAUCUUGGGAAGUAUAAUGUUGCAGUUAGAGGGCAGCCCCAUCUCAAUCUCUUCAAAUUCUGUUGUCCACGAGCCCCUCGCUAAUUCCUCCUCUACAUUUUUGCAGCCACCUUCCUAGUAACAUAAAUCAAAUUACAAAAUCAAACUUCUUGUCUAAAUAUAUCGAGGAAAAUAUAUCUAUAAUUAACAAAAAGUGGAAUAAAUGUUUGUUUAAUUAGUCUAAGUUCAGUGGUUUGGUUGUGCCCUCUGUUGGGCACUUGAGCCAAGAGUGUCGAGCAAUAUUGUCAAUGAUAAUCCCUCCUUACUUGGGUGUUCUUUGUUCUUACUCGAUUUAUUAAACUCUCGUGUUCUUUGUCUUGUACUGAAUAGAUUAUACACUGUAAGAUUUAUUUUGAUUCUGGUAAA
This is a messenger RNA of Populus trichocarpa (black cottonwood), 1598 nucleotides long. RefSeq lists its product as uncharacterized. The transcript has 5 exons. The record is from RefSeq and is a predicted model, not a curated record. Gene Ontology annotation, molecular function: calcium ion binding. Lineage: Eukaryota; Viridiplantae; Streptophyta; Magnoliopsida; Malpighiales; Salicaceae. The coding region runs from base 193 to 1311 and encodes 372 amino acids.